This is a messenger RNA of Rasamsonia emersonii CBS 393.64, 1173 nucleotides long. Its product is annotated as Casein kinase I. Gene Ontology annotation, biological process: peptidyl-serine phosphorylation; signal transduction; endocytosis. Gene Ontology annotation, molecular function: ATP binding; protein serine/threonine kinase activity. The record is from RefSeq and is a predicted model, not a curated record. Gene Ontology annotation, cellular component: cytoplasm; nucleus. NCBI's taxonomy places the organism in Eukaryota, Fungi, Ascomycota, Eurotiomycetes, Eurotiales, Trichocomaceae. The coding region runs from base 1 to 1173 and encodes 390 amino acids. The transcript is spliced from 3 exons.
AUGGACCUUCGUGUCGGUAAUAAAUACCGAAUCGCCGCAAGAUUGGUAGCGGUAGCUUUGGUGACAUCUAUCUGGGUCCUGUACAUAGGCACCAACAUCAUUUCUGGCGAGGAAAUUGCCAUCAAGCUGGAGAGUGUCAAGGCCAAGCACCCCCAGCUUGAGUAUGAGGCUCGCGUUUACAAGUCCCUCGCCGGUGGUGUUGGCAUUCCCUUUGUCCGCUGGUUCGGUACCGAAUGUGACUACAAUGCCAUGGUGAUCGAUCUUCUCGGCCCCAGCUUGGAGGAUCUGUUCAACUUCUGCAACCGCAAAUUCUCGCUGAAGACGGUGCUGCUUCUUGCCGACCAACUGAUCUCUCGUAUUGAAUACAUCCAUGCCAAGUCCUUCAUCCACCGGGAUAUCAAGCCGGACAACUUCCUCAUGGGCAUUGGCAAGCGUGGUAACCAGGUCAACGUCAUUGAUUUUGGUCUAGCCAAGAAAUACCGGGACCCCAAGACUCACUUCCACAUCCCCUACCGUGAGAACAAGAACCUCACGGGUACUGCCCGUUAUGCCAGUAUCAACACUCACCUUGGUGUCGAACAGUCCCGCCGUGAUGAUAUGGAAUCCCUCGGCUAUGUGAUGCUGUACUUCUGCCGUGGUUCUCUGCCCUGGCAAGGUCUGAAGGCAGCCACCAAGAAGCAGAAGUACGACCGCAUCAUGGAGAAGAAGAUGACCACCCCUACCGAGGUGCUCUGCCGGGGAUUCCCCAAUGAGUUCGCCAUCUACCUGAACUACACCCGCUCCCUCCGCUUCGACGACAAGCCGGACUACUCUUACCUCCGCAAAAUCUUCCGCGACCUCUUUGUUCGCGAGUCGUACCAGUACGACUACGUCUUCGACUGGACUGUCUACAAGUACCAGAAGAAUGCAGCCAUGAUCGCGGAUGCUGCCAAUAAUGGCAAGAAGGACAAGGAGACUGAGGAGGAGAAGCAGCAGCAGCAGCAGCAGCAACAGCAACAGCAGCAGCAACAGCAGCAGCAGCGCCGCGCUAUCCAGGCUCCUCCCGCGAUGGCCAACCCUGCCCCUGCUGCUAGCAAGCCCGGCGCCGUCUCUAGCCAGCGCCGGAAGGUCGUUGAACGGAUCGUUGACCCCGCAGACACCAACCGCGCUGUUGGAGGGAGUGACAGGAUGUGA